AUCAAGCUUGCUUGGCGCAUCCUGCAGUCCGAGACCAAACUCGAGCUCUGGGUCAAUAGGAUUAGUUUCCCUCGGCGGGCCGGUUGAUUGUCUGAGUGACUGACAAUAAUAAAAAGUGGAGGUCGACAGCUCAGCAUGCUUUUUCUUCUACUCGUAUGUUUAAGUCGGGCUCACCGUUGGUCUCGUCUGCCUGUUUGCAUGCACUGUACAGGUGCAGUUAGGGUCUUUAUCGCCGACCAGGUACUGUCGUACAGUACCUCAUUGUCUAGGCCAUUAUCGGCCGCUAGAUUGAUCUUCUCUGCCUUCUUCUCGUUGUUUUGCUCCGUUCCUCCCUUCUUGAUGUCAGGGUCUGAUUCCGUUGGGAAAAUGUCAAGCUUGGCACUGCAGCCAGCCCUAUGCAGAUGGAGUCGUCCGGAUGAACCUCCGCUCAGGCAGCACCAUUUCUUUCCUCUUGGCGAAGAGGCAAACCUCUUUCCUCACGGUCGUUGCAUCGCAUCCCUAUGGUUCGAUUGUAAACCUGAGGACCCGUCACCCGCUGAAAGGCUGAAAAGCUAGCCGAGUGGAGCAAGGCCAGCACCAGAAGAAGUCAAGUCAUCCAGUGCCUGCUCGAGUCGCUAAUCUAAUAUGGCCAAGAGUCCGAUCAGUGGACUCUUGGCAAGGGAGCGGCCUUUCUGCAAUCUGGUAUACAGUUAUAUACAGUAUGUACCGGUGUACAUACCGUACGCGAAGG
Molecule: messenger RNA, 730 nt
Organism: Aspergillus homomorphus CBS 101889
Lineage: Eukaryota; Fungi; Ascomycota; Eurotiomycetes; Eurotiales; Aspergillaceae
Exons: 1
Coding region: 136-555 (139 amino acids)
Source: RefSeq, a predicted model, not a curated record